Anopheles stephensi (Asian malaria mosquito) is the source of this 11238-nucleotide messenger RNA. RefSeq lists its product as uncharacterized. Lineage: Eukaryota; Metazoa; Arthropoda; Insecta; Diptera; Culicidae. The coding region runs from base 884 to 9106 and encodes 2740 amino acids. Gene Ontology annotation, cellular component: focal adhesion; cytoskeleton. Gene Ontology annotation, molecular function: protein tyrosine kinase activity; ATP binding. Gene Ontology annotation, biological process: protein phosphorylation; signal complex assembly. The record is from RefSeq and is a predicted model, not a curated record. The transcript has 15 exons.
UUGACAGAUCGAGCCAAGACGCGGACUGCAGCGGAUCGACCGACCGGGCGCUCUGGCGUGCUCUUUAUUCGCGUGCCCUUUUCCGUUCGCUGUGUUUGUGUUUGCCGUUAGGGUUUCGAUUUUCGUACGCUAGGAAAACCGUAGCCCUGGGUGUCAGAAAUUGAGGAUCUCCCGGGAUCGCUUUCGCUACAACAAACGGCAGUGUAGUGAACAAAUUGUUUUUGUCUGAAAUUGUUUCGUUGCAUGCCUGCAAGAUAGUGACGUGUGUGAAGGUGAAGCGUUACCACCAGGUUAUCGGUUUACCUGGCAGGCAAAGUGUUGUGCCCUUAUCAGCAAAGAAGCACGCACUGCUUUCGAUGAGGCAGUAUCGCAAUUUUCGGUACAGGCUGCAACGUUGUUGGCGCCCACUGCAUCUUAUCAACUAAGCCGGGUGUGAGACACCGCGGCAGGGCUGUACGACGGCGUGCCGCAGGCCAGUGUCCAGUGUUGUGUAGGCUGUACCCGCGCGUGCAGCAGUUACGCAAACGUGUGUCACCAUUUCACAAAAGAAAUCUUGUGCUGUGAAGUAAUCGCGUAUGUGCGUCUCGUUUGCUCACGUGAGACUUGUUCAACAAGACGUCACCAUCUUAAUGUGCUUCCGUCCGACUCAUUAAUCAUAAGCGCGCGCGGGUGUGUGUGGGCUCCACGUAUGGCGCUGUCGGUUGGCAGAGGAUUAAAUCAUCAGGUCGAGUGAAGUGUGUGCUGUAGCCUCAGCCCAACCAAAACAGGAAGAGAUAGCAGGCAGCAAGCCGAAAGUUUUGAAGUGUUCUCACGAAAAGUAAAAGCGCGCGCUCUGUGAUAUAUCUGAUCUUCAAUGGUACGCGGUUAGUGUUGUGAACGCACCAUGAGUGUCCGGGAUACUAGCGGAACGACGACAGUGUUCAGCAAUCGGAUGGCACUGCACCAGCAACAUCUUCCGCGUACGGGCGAGACUAAAAGAGUGUCAAGAAUAUCAUCACACCAUCACAAUCAUCCCUCCAUCAUCAUGGGUCAAAGCGCUGGUGAAAACGGUGUCAAGCGUUCGACGCCGCCGGACACGAACGUUGGACCGAACGUGGGUGACGGUGGUGGUGUAGUGAUGCGCAAUCGAGUGAUCGAUCUGGAUAAGAAUCGCAUCAAGUGCAACCGGAACCGGAUCUGGUCACGGCCCUCCAGUUUCUUGAGUUUCUUCAAACAAUCGCUCGGCUCCACGAACCAUGCAACCAGCGCAAGUUCAUCGAAUUACAGUGAAAAUAGUCAUAAAAGCUCAAGCAGCAAUGCAUCGGUUCCGACGGACGAAGUUUCGCAUGCCGCGUCUAAUGUGAUGUGUGGCGAGUCCGCGGUGGACAGUGGGGCACCGACCGUUGGUGGUGGACAGCGACUCGAUCUGAACAUGAUCCGCAAGCUGGAGGAGGAGAUUUACAAGCGUGGCCGCGAGCAGCGACCCGAUGUGGAAGCGCAAGAUUUCCACGAGUUUUAUUUCAACAGCCGGCGACAUUCGGGUGGCGAGCGGAAGACCUUUUCCAGCGACACGUCCGCCUUCAACGGGGACAAUCAUCGGGCGGUCCUGCUGGUGGAUCCGAACGCGCUCGAACCGAUACUAUUGAAGCGUCCGCUCAGCACGGACGAGGCGCGUCUGUUGGGCGAUGGGGUAGCGGCCGAUCCGGCCAAUGGUCGGCCCGCCGACCAAUCGGUGCUGUUGCAUCAUCCAGGAGCCGGAGGAGGUAACAAAUCGAUCAUCAUUGUCGAUAACUCGGAGUACUAUCCGGUGCUGAUGCGGUACGACAUUAACGCGGACCAGAUCGACCGCCAGCAGCAACAGCAGCAGCAGUAUCGUCGCAAUAAGACAGAAAUGCUUAAAAUAGACACCACAACACCGCCUCCUGUGGCGCAGCGCAAGAGCUCAUCGGCCGGCAGCAGCAGUGUUGCGCCAGUCAAGCGUCCGUCUGGGAUGGACAGUGCAACGUCACCGAACACCACCGCGGCCGGGGGUUUCCCGAUGAAAAGUGACGAAAAGUUGUCAUCGUUCGGUUCCUCCCUGUCGUCCGCCUUAAGUGGGGCGACGACAUCGUCGAGUGUGGAACUGCCGGCCAUCACACCACACGGCUUGCGGGAUUCUACCGAACCGAACGGCUCCGUUCCAAAACAUCGUCCACCGCUAAUGACACCCACCGUGGCGGGAUCGGCCGGUGCGGGCGGUAGCGGUGGACGGGGCAAGAAACAGCUGCACCAGCGGACGGCAAAUCUAUUCCAACGCUUUCUUCAGCACCGUCGCAGUCUUAACCUUUCGGUGCGCCGUAAACGGUUCCGACCUACGCACGAGUGUGCUCAUUUCAAGAACACGGAAGUCCCACUUGGCCGAGCGCACUGGGCGGAUGUCAUCCUCGGUAGUCCGGCAGGUAGCAGCAAUGCUAGGUCCUCCCGUAACAAGGUGAAAUUUGAGUAUCUCAAACGACUGGCCCGGUACGAUUGUGAAGCUGGCAUGACAAAUGUUGGCUAUGAGCAGCACGCUCCCAUUCGGCCAACCGGAUCUGUGCGACGGCGAACCGCGAGUGAACCUGAUUUAGUUUCACGACAGAACUGGAAAAGCGAUGGCUUUGUUCAGCAUCUUCAGCAUCACCAUCGGACGCUGUACUGGAGCACCGGAGAUCUGGGAAGCCUCGGGAGGAUGAUGGAGCUGGGCAAGAACUUUGAAAACAUUUUCGAUAGUACGAGCGACAAUCUUUCCGCCCGGCUGUCGGCGGCUGUGAUGUCCAGUUCAAGUUCCUCCUCGGUACCGCUGUCGGGAUCGGGUUCACUUUCUUCCUCGACCACGGCUUCCUCCAUGGGCAGUACCUCCAGUCAGCGGCUGCUGCAACGGCGUCUAGCAAGUGCUCUACUCAAGUCCUCACAGCACCAUCAACACCACCACAACAACAGCAAGCCACCACUAUCGUGUUCUUCGAUUGGAAAUUCUGGUUCCUCAAAUUCAUCCUCAUUCCUGGGGAUGUCGUCCGGACCGCCAUCAGGGAACGGUGGUAACUUCCUGCGCAAAAAAUCCUCCUCCUUCCGGGGCGUGCUCCGGCGCUCCAACACUCCGGACGUGGUGAAUACUUGGGUGUAUCGCAAAAGCUACGAUGGCUCUGGAAACGGUUUAGGAGAGCCCCCGUAUCACCGGGGGCACGGUAGUCCACACGCCUCGCCAUCGCGGUACUCCUACAACAACACUGCCAAAAGCCCACUGCAGCAUUGGCGUACGUCUAGCGCCGGUGCGUCCGACUUCAAACGCAACUCACGUCUCCGCAGUUCCGCGAACGCAGCCGUACCCGGUGCGACCGGGCAACAUCAUCAUCACAACAUGGUCGAUCUGAAUGUGCCCCGUGGCCACUCGCCACACUUCAGCCCAUCCCGACAGACGACGCAAACCGGAGACACGCAAACGCUGCACGUCUACCUACCGAACCAUGGCUUCCGGAUGAUUCGCUUCGACGAGGCAUCGGAUGUGCGGCAGAUUAUCAACCUGAUCGUAGGAUGGAUGUCGCCCGGCCAAAAGCCAAACCCGCAGAGCUACGCGCUACGGUUGCGCCACAUGCUUACCAAAGAGGUCCUAUGGAUGCCCCCGGACACGUCGAUGACGCAGGUGAUGGCGCACAUCUUCAACCCAUCGUGCAGCAAUGCCGAUUGUCCGAACGUGGACAAGAGUACGAUCGCCAAGCGCAUGCAGCAGAAGACGAGCGGUGCGGUGGGGCAUGCCAACAGCGUGUGGAAGGCGGAACUGCGCGUUCGCUACAUACCGAAAAACCUGAAGGAACUGUACGAGCGUGACCGCACCACCUGUCACUUCUACUUCGAUCAGGUCAAGCAGGACUACAUCCAGUCGAACGUGCCGAACAUUGAUCCGGAGAUUGCGGUCCAGCUGUGCUGCCUCGGCAUCCGGCACUACUACAAAGACACUAACCAUACCUCGAACGACCGGAAGCAGCAUCUCGACUACAUCGAGAAGGAGAUGGGCUUCGGCAACUUCAUACCGAAAUCUGUGAUAGAUACCAUUAAACAGAAGAAUCUGAAGAAGCAAAUCCAGGCUGGGUACAAGAAGGUGUACAGCUACAGCGAGAUGGAGUACAUGCUCAAGUUUUUCGAUCUCCUUCGCACGCAGUACACCUUCGACCAGGAGCAGUUCAAUGUGCAGCUGAGCAGCAGCUGGAACAUUCGUGUCGAUCUCAUCAUCGGACCGCACGUCGGUAUCUCGUACUCGGUCAACCCGCAGGCCCCUCCCACAAAGGUGACCGAUUUCGAGAGUAUCGAGCGCAUCACCACCAGCAUUCUGCCGACGUCCCUCACCAAGAGUGACCAUCAGGGCGGCGUGUCGGGCAGUGGUAAGGGUGCGAAGGGAAAGGAUCAACCAGAUCUGACGAGCUCUUGUGGCAGUAACUCCACUACCGGGGACGGUGACAGGGGCAAGAAGGAAGGCAAGAAAGGUUCGUCGUCGAGCUCUUCCGGCAGUAGUCAGUGCGCCUGCGGGGAGAUUAAAACUCAGCUACGAAUCCGUGUCAGCGGCAACAGUGAGGAUCUGGCGAUCACGUGCGAUGGCAUCAAGACUUCCGAAAGUAUAGCCGAUCUAGUCGAUGGUUACUGUAGAUUAUUUAACAAUAACGAUAACAGUCUGUGGGAUCGUACCGUUGUACCGAAGGUGGGGGCGGCAGGUUCGGCCACACCACCCACCAGCAACAGUGCGACCAACUCGCUCGAAAAGAGUCAGCUCAAGAAAAGUUUAACCGAGUCUCAGACAUCUUCGUGCGAUAGGCACGGUUCACGAUCGUCUAGUGCGGAUCGGCUGAACGGUGGCAGUGGCGAGCAGUCCGAUAUGAACUCUUCAAUGGCUGGCCAGCAGCAACAGCUACCAAAACCAACCCUGAACGAGGAUUACGCAGAGCUUGGAAUGUGUGACGAGGAAGGCGACUAUUCCACACCGGCCGCACGCGACUACGAGCUCGAUCGGACGCAGAUAACGCUGAACGAGAUUAUCGGCGUGGGUCAGUUUGGGGAUGUGCACAUCGGUACCUGCCGGUUGCCAAACAAGUCCACCUUAGUUAGCAAGUUGAACCAAUCGCUAACGUCCGAGCUUGACGAGUACUCCCAGAUGGUGAUGGACAACGGGAAUGCGGACGCGCAGAAGACCGGUAUCAUCCAGGUGGCGGUAAAGACGUGCAAACCGGACGCGGACACGACCACGUCCGAGAAGUUCCUGCAGGAAGCAUACAUUAUGAAGAAGUUCGAGCAUCCCCACAUCAUCAAGCUCAUCGGAAUAUCCAGCGGUCCACCGAUUUGGAUCGUCAUGGAGCUUGCCCGACACGGAGAACUUCGAGCGUAUUUAAAGAAGAAUGGUCCCAAGCUGAAACUUGGUACGCUUCUGCUCUACUCCUACCAACUAUCGACGGCACUCAGCUAUCUGGAAUCGAAGAAGUUCGUUCACCGUGAUAUUGCCGCCCGUAACGUUCUGGUCAGCUCGCCAACUUGUAUAAAGCUUGCCGAUUUUGGACUCUCAAGAUGGGUUGAAGAUCAAUCGUACUACACCUCCACCAAAGGUAUGCUUCCGAUCAAAUGGAUGGCACCGGAAUCGAUCAACUUCCGCCGUUUCACAACCGCUAGCGAUGUGUGGAUGUUCGGCGUCUGCACGUGGGAGAUACUCAUGCUUGGCAUUAAACCAUUCCAAGGUGUUAAGAAUUGUGAUGUUAUCGGCAAGUUGGAGAACGGCGAACGUCUUCCGCUGCCACCAAACUGUCCUCCGCGCCUGUACUCGCUGAUGUCACAGUGCUGGUCGCUGGAACCGCACAAGCGGCCCAACUUUAAAAGUGUCAAGGAAACGCUCUAUGAAAUUCUGAUGGAAGAACGUCAUAGUGACUGUGAAACGAUGCGCCGGGAGAAUCGGCGUGUGGCAGCGAUGUCCUGGGGUGCUGGAGAUGAUAUGGCACCACCCAAGCCAGCCCGAGGACCUACAAUGGGAGAGGUUCUUGUCAACUUUGCAGGCGACGGUCCCCUUGUGCCGGGCGCACCCCAAACCUACAUCGUUGCCCGCGAUCCGACCGUGCUGGCAGCGCUGAUGCGCGAAAACGAGCAGCGGGGCAUCAAUCCGUCGUCCUACACGACACCGGCCUCGCAGCAACAGCAGCACCAAACGCAACAACCGUACUACCCGCAGGGUAAUUCCAUCGUGACGUACCAGCAGUACCAUGCUCAGCAGCAGCAACAGCAGGCACUCGCUGCUGAAUACUAUCAACAUCAACAGCAACAUCAGCAGCAGCAGCAGCAACAACAAUACGUUAUGCAGCAAUCCCAACCGCAGCAACAAGUUCCCGGAAACUAUAUAGCGUACACUGCUGCCCCUGUUCAGACUAUCCCACCCAGUGGCGCACAGUAUCCCCAGCCAGCGUUCGUAAAAUCUCCCCAGCAAGAAGAUCAACCGGGCGGUGCAAAAUCGCGCAGUCUAGAACGAAACGUUGGACAAAACAUCGUGUCGGCGUACGCAGCCCGCAUCAACUCACUGGAACGAACGCGCCAAAUGAGCAUGGAGUAUGGGAACUCCGUCAAAGCGAUGCGCUCAAACUCGCUCACCCGGCAGUACAGCGGUGGAAACCAGUCGGAUCUCUAUCCGGGCGUUGGACACGGUGUCCGCUCGUCUAGCUUGGAACGAGGCGCACAGAUGGCCAACAACUCGGCGGGCGUUGGCAAUGGUGCAGGGUUUAUGAGCCGCAUGGGAAGUCUCGAGCGCAAUCAGCAAUCAUCCUCGCAAUCGAUUUUCCUCAAUUCCAUGAAGGGGGGUAGUCUGGAACGCAAUCAGUCCGCGGCGAUAGUGAACGAUAUGAUGAACAGCAAGAUCGCGUACAAAGGUGGAAGUUUGGAGCGCAAUCAGCACAUACUGCUAACCCGUUCGGGUUCGGCCGUCGGAAGUUUGGAGCGUAACAUGCCGUUCCAGAACUAUCGCAGCCCAGUAGCGGCCGCUCCGAAAGAGCAAGAACCGUUCCAGGAAGAGAUAUACGAUUUCGGUGGAGUGAAUGUAAAAUCUUGCGCUUCGAUCGCCCUGAAGAAGAGUGUGGAGAAGGGUAUGCUUCCGCCGAGCUCGUUGGCCGUCUCGCCUGGCAUUCCGCCGAAUGCCGGUGCGAACUUUGCUCUGCCGCCACCCUACAGCUCGGCUAGCAAGCAGCAACAGGCAGCAGCCAAUCAGCAGCAGCAACAGCUGCAAGGUACACCACAGCGCGCUAUCUGGGCUGGGUCCAACGCAGGAAAUGUUGGAAUUCACCAGCAAAUGUACAUGCAGCAAUCGCAACCUGGUGGCGGUCCCAUCAUAGGAAUAGCUUCGUCACAGCAGGUUCAAAUCCCAAUGAAGAUCGCCCAUAGCCAACCGAUUCAGGCACACCCAGUACAACCGGUGCAAGUGCAAUCGGUACAGCAGCUAGUUGCUCAACCGGUGCAACCACACCAACAGCAGCAGCAGCAGCAAAUGCUUGAUCACAACCAGCAACAGCAGCAACAGCAACCAGCGCAGUUGCAGGAAACGCAACAACAGCUCGAGGAGAAACUGCGCAAACAGCAGCAAGAAAGUGAAAUCGAUUCCAAAUGGUUGCAGCAGGAGGAGAACAAUCUCAAGAAGCGGUUGAGUUUGAUAACGGCCAAUGCCGCCAGCAUGUCACUCGACCAACAGACGGCGGGACCGAUGAUGGCCGAAGGCAGCACGCCACCGAUCAACGGCGGUGGCUCAUCGCUCUCCGGAAGCUACCAUUCGCAGCAAAGUCCACACUUUUCGCCCCAAAACACAAUGUCUGGACCGCAAAGCUUGGGCGACCAUUAUCCCACCACACCGAACACGAGUGAUUCGAGACCUCACACACCAGGAUCCGGUGGCGGUGGUGGUGGCAGCAGCAGUGGUGGCAUGAUCAAAUCCAAGAGCUCCUCGAUGGAACGUUGCACGACGCCCCAGUCGAGCGAUGAGAAGUUUGCGGUGAAAAAGGUGGAACCAACCAAAACGAUGCCACUCGACCGGACGAAUGAUAUGGUGUACAACGCCACGACCAGUGUGGUGAAAUCGAUCAUGGCCCUCAGCCAGGGUGUGGACCGUGCGCAGGCGGCCGAAUAUUUGAACCUGGUGCGAAAUGUUGGCUUUGAGUUGCGCGAUCUGCUGGGCGCGGUCGAUCAGCUGUCGGCCAGCUUCCCUCCACAGCGCUACAAGGAGGUGGAGAUGGCACACAAAGUAUUAUCCAAAGACAUGUAUGAACUAGUUACGGCCAUGCGGCUAGCACAGCAGUACAGCGAAACGACACUGGAUGCCGAAUAUCGGAAAAGCAUGCUGUCAGCAGCUCAUGUACUAGCUAUGGAUGCCAAAAACCUACUCGACGUCGUCGAUUCUAUUCGCGUGCGAUACCCGAACCUCUUCCCGCAGCAGCAGCAGCAGCAGCAGCAACCAAGCGCACCAUCAAGUCCAACGCAACGGCAACAGCACGUUGGUCCCGGCUCAGCCGUCCAUCCGUCCACCACAACGCCCCAGCUGAUGUUUGCCCAGCAGCAACAUUCGUUCGACCAGUCGCAACUGCUCGUGAUGGGCGAAUGUUAUCAAAAUCUACAACCAAAGCAACCGAUGCUGGCGCACAGUUCACCGCCGACGUCGCUCACACAUUCCUACGACCCGUCGACCGGUCAGCCGAUGGGCACCAGCCAAUCCGGCGUGAUGCAUCCGGGUACCGGGUAUCAACAGCAGAGCGGAAUCUACGAUAAUGAGUGCAUCAUCAGCAACCAGCAACAACAGUCCGCUGACGGUGGCAAGCUUAAGAAACCCGUCAUUGCCGCGAAACCACCGUCGGUUGUAGCGAUGGCUUCGGUAAAGCUAAAGCCGGUAGCGACGGUACCGAUCGACGUUCCCGGCACGGCCGAGGGUGGUGAGCUGUACUCGAACUCACCGAACGUAACGUCACAAACGAGCCCGAACGGAUCGGUCCAGCUAAACCCGGCAGCCGACAUUAAGCUGCCCGAUCCGGUACCGUGUACGAUCGUGCAGGAAAACUUACUUGCCGCCAACAAUCAGAAGGUGAUGGCCACGAACAAGCUCGGUGGUGGUUAAAUUCCCGCGAGCGGGUUUUCUCUCAACCACAUUUCUUAUACUCAUUUAGUUUCCCCCGCCGCCGACGCUUGUGCGUGUGUGAGUGGAAAUAGCAAAAUUGUACGAAAUGGGGGAAGGCAUGAAGACAAACAAGGCGUUUAGGCGUACCACUAAAACUAUUGUCCUAAAGUACUUGAAGAAUAAUGCAUGGCACUAGGAGGAGGCGGAUCUUUAAAUGGCUUAAGCAAGAAAACAGCAGCAUUAAGAAGCACUUCAAAGGUAAGCAGUAAAAAGUGCGUGUUUGUGUGUUGCAGCUAUAGUCCCGGCAACAAUGCAAUAGAGCGAGAGAGAGAGAUAGUGAGGGAGAGAGCGAUCAAGCCAUCUGCUCGUUCUUAGUCCGAUCAGUAUCAGACGUGUGCAAGUAUAUGCUAGCAGAUAAAGCAUAAUUUUAUUUUAUUAUAGCUCCGGAAAACGGGGUCGAUGACCAUGAUAAUAAGACAAAAUGAGGAAGGUUUUUAAUAAAGAAGAAUACAGAUGCGCAGAGACACAUGAUGGACACAUGUGAAUGGCAAAAACCAAAAACCGUUUAAAACACAUUCAGUUGGAGGGCUAGUUUCGCUGGAUAGGUUCUGCUUAGGUGUAACAAUUUACAGCAAACAUCAGUUUAAUAGUGGUGAAGUGUAAACAUUUGAGUGUUUAAAGUACAUUUCAUAUUUUUCAUUACUUUAAAUGCAUCUUCUAAGGGCAUCGUGUGCUGCUAUUUCUUUCUAUUUCUUACGCACAAAAUAGAAGAAGAACACCCCUUUGAUAAAAUGGACCAUAUUGCAAUGGAAUUGUUUCCAGUAACAGCAACUACCACCACCACCACGAAAAAAGACUUAUACAAACAAUCAGCAAUAACCCGACACAACCGUGCGCGUAGCAGUAGUGGUUAGCAGACUUUUUACCACAAUUGUUCCUACCACGCUUUGGCUUUGGUUUUUUGGAUUGAUACUUUUUUGCCAACCCUUUUUCCCAUUUUACUUGUAUGUGUGUAUGCGUGUGCGUGUGUGUGUGUGGAGCACAUUUAUUGUGUGUGUCCUAGCAAAGAUUUCGAAAGACUUUACACAGUGUGAGUAGUAGAGUGGAAAGGAAAGAAUAUCCGCGGUAGAAGCUGUUCAACUGUUUGGUUUGUGCUCAGUUUUUUGCUUUCUCCUUACUUGCUUUUAAACUAAUCCCAUCAAUGAUAACAUCCAUAAUGUUAGUUUUGGAUUUGUAGCCUAAACUUAUUAAUUCUAAGCCCCCUUGAGGGUCAUAUUUAUUAUCUCGCAACACUCAUACAACGCUGUAUCUGUAUAUUGAAUUACUCCGUUAACCGUGUUGUGUACUACCGUCGUGUGAGUGUAUUAUUUGGUUUUUGUGUCCCACUAACUCGUACUAAAACUACUCAGCUAUCUACUCAAAAACUUGUUAUAAUAAUAAAAAAAAACCCGAUCAAGCUUUUCCGCCAUCCCGAAAUGCAUGUACCAGCCGUGGAAGCAGAUUUAUAUACAUUCCACACCAAAUUAGUAAAUGAUGCUGCGCUUUAAUAAAAAAAAACACGCUUCUGGCGCAUAGGUAAUGCAUCGCGAACUAGCAGCUUUCUCGAACGGUCUCGAACAACCCAAGCUUCAAUCUCUUCAAAUAAAAGACGGCAAACAGCUGACUGUAAAUAGGAAGCGUUGAAAGGGAGAAUUUGGGAAAGCAUAGAAGAGAGAUUAAAACAGAAAAUGGUGUGCGCUACUCAGAUAACAAAAAAAGGAAAUGGUGUGUUUUGUUGUCUAGACAUAACAUAACAAAAUGUCUCCACCAAUGCAUAUUUAGUUUCCUUCUUUUCUGCGGUACACCAUCUAGAACGGAAUCAAAACAUCAUCAAUAGUUAAAAUUCCCGCUACUAAACAAACCAUUAGAAGAGGAAGUAGUUGUACAUCACUAAUAAUCAAAAUACUAAAAAUGGGCUCACCCUUGUUGCAUGGAAAUACUAACGGCAGGCCGAGGUUUUGUGCGGACAGUACCACACAACAAAGCGCCAUUUCUUCAUCCCUCUCUAACAUCUCGUUUUUCUUUUCUGUAGACCGCAGAAUUGGUUGAACUUUAUCCAGGAAAAUAAAACCAACGCAUAAGACAUUGAUUUA